GAGUCUCAAUUGCACGUCCAGUCUCUCUUCGCAUUGCAUCAUCGCUGCAUUGACUCAUCGCCGUUAGCGCAAUCGCAUACAUACGCACACACCAACACAGUCCACCAUGCCAGGGUCAUAUCGAGUCAUCGAACCGCACCCGUCGGUUCCUCACACCAGCCGUCCGGCUUUACAUACAGCUCGCGGCGGCGCCGGCAAUGUCAUCAACCUGAAGGGCACCAAGACCACUCCCUCGCAGACGGCCACCGGACCGGCUUCGUUGACACGCCUCGACUCGCGCGUACCUACCACCUUCAAGUCCGGUCGGGGCGGCGCCGGCAACGUCCACAGCGGCAGCGAGCGCGCCAUCUUCAGCUUUGACGAGGAGUUGGAACGCGAGCUGCGCCGCGCUGCCCCCGUCUACCACGUCGGCCGUGGCGGGGCGGGCAACACGGUCUUCAGCGGCGACGACUCGUCCAGCAGUCUCUCGCGCAAGCUCUCCGCCUGCAGCAACGGCACCAGCAGCAGCUCGGGCUCCGCGCGUGAGCGGGCUCUCCGAGGUCUGAAUAAGGGCUGGGACAAGAUCCGGGGCAUGGCCUAGGCCUGACCCUUUUGUCCUUUUUGCGAUUCGGAAUCAAUUCAGCCUCCUGCUUGUCAAGUUCCUUGCACCAAAGCGCCCUGCAAUUUGUCCUCCUGGACCAUGACUCACGACUCUUCACGACACCAAACAACAAAAGUUCUUGAUUUUCGACAAAACCCCACCUUAUUCCCGGUCUUGGCAGUCUCGAUAUUGAUUUCCACAUGCAUUCAACCACGCGUUCUUUGAAUCCUUUAUCCUUCAACAACCGCAUCAAGGGGUGUGCUACAGCUACCCAUUCCAUGAGUCAUCAAACAACUCUCAUCUCACUCUUCAACUCGAUUCUCAAACUCAAACCUCUUCAACCUGUGAUUUGAUUUUGCAUUCUCUAAUCUAAUCCUCUUCAACAUGAUACCCCAAUUAGCUAUGUUCGAACAUGACUCCAU
This is a messenger RNA of Aspergillus saccharolyticus JOP 1030-1, 1002 nucleotides long. Its product is annotated as DUF3602 domain-containing protein. Lineage: Eukaryota; Fungi; Ascomycota; Eurotiomycetes; Eurotiales; Aspergillaceae. The record is from RefSeq and is a predicted model, not a curated record. The coding region runs from base 107 to 580 and encodes 157 amino acids. The transcript has a single exon.